Sphaeramia orbicularis (orbiculate cardinalfish) is the source of this 2336-nucleotide messenger RNA. RefSeq names its product osteoglycin, paralog a (gene ogna). Lineage: Eukaryota; Metazoa; Chordata; Actinopteri; Kurtiformes; Apogonidae. Gene Ontology annotation, molecular function: protein binding. Bases 45 to 887 code for a protein of 280 amino acids. The transcript has 6 exons. Gene Ontology annotation, biological process: bone development; articular cartilage development. Gene Ontology annotation, cellular component: extracellular matrix. The record is from RefSeq and is a predicted model, not a curated record.
CAAACCAAAGUCAGGCUUUAGGGUGAGCUGGUGUUGGACGAAACAUGAAGACUCUGCUGUUGACCGGUGUUCUUAUGCUGUGGUUGACCACAGCCUCAGUUGGGGGGAAUCAGCAGGAACCACAGCUCUUACAGGGACCUGGACUUGGACAUGAUCUGAGUGGAUACCUCACUGGCCGUCUGAAGUCAAGAAGGGCUAGGCAAACCCUGCCUUCCGCUGAUGACAGUCCACUCACUGAGGGUGGAGAUGCCUCAGAUCUGCCAACAUGUCUGCUGUGUGUUUGUCUGACUGGAUCUGUUUACUGUGAGGAGGUCAGUCCUGACAUGACCACGGUCCCCACUCUGCCCAAAGAAACUGCCUACCUUUAUGCCCGUUUCAACAAAAUCAACAAGAUCACUACCAAAGACUUUGCUGACAUUUUGACUCUCAAAAGAAUUGAUCUGACAGGCAACAUAAUCUCAGAGAUUGAAGAUGGGGCUUUUUCCAAACUAACACUGCUGGAGGAACUGUCUCUGGCUGAGAACAGACUGGUCAAACUGCCCAUGUUACCAACCAAACUGUCAGCAUUCAACGCAAACCACAACCUUCUCAAAACCAAGGGAGUCAAGGCCAACACCUUCAAGAAACUAACAAAGUUGGUCAACCUGUUUCUGGCCGACAACCAGCUGGAAGCCAUCCCACAAAUACCUGAAAGUGUCCGAAUCCUUCAUCUGCAGAACAAUAACAUUACUGAAGUGAACAAAGACACCUUUUGCAGAUCCAAUGACACCUACUAUCUACGACCAAGCCUUAACGAAGUGCGUCUGGAUGGAAAUCCUGUGGUUCUGUCUACGUUCGCAGACACCUUCACCUGUAUGAAGGUGCUGCCAAUAGGCCGCUACCGCUGAACACAAAGGAACUUUAGCCCAUUUGUUGCUAAUGGAAUUGUUUUCUAAUACCGUGACAUUUUGGAUUUUGACUGCAGGUCCCUUGGUGAGCAUAAAGGUAUUUUUACAUCAGACAACCUAAAGUUUGUGGCAAUGUUAGAUCAACUUGACACCAUUCUGGACUAAAGAUGUUGAAUAUAAAGCAUUUCUCUACUUUAAAUGGUGCAAAGUCACUUUAAUCAUCCAAAACUCCUCACAUACUUCUGGGUCUUCUCCAGGCUCCACCCAUCUGCCUUCACCAUCUCCCUCAUUUAGGGUUAAUCCACUGUAGGAACAGCAUUUCCCACUGCUGUUCAAAAAUAGAUAUGCCUUUCCUAUGGCUGAAAGGUUUGUCUGAAGCAGACAAAGGGCAAAGGUCACCUCUGAGUUCAGUCAGACCAUGAUUUCACAUACAGUUACAGAUGGUUUGGACUAUGGAUUAUUGUGCAGAUUCUUCUCUCUACGUUCUAAUGCACACAUUAUUUUAUGGAUAACUGAUUUCCUGAAGAAGCUCUUAUACCCUUGUACCCUCUUACAGCCCAAAGCAGUGUCUUAAGAGAGAUUUCUUCCACAAACCAAUAAUUAAAAUUAGGACAAAUCUGUACAUUUCAGAAGCAAUGUGUAAAAUAUUUUCUCAGUUCCCUAAAAUGAUUUUAUGUUUUAAGUUUUAUUCAUAUUAGUCAUUAUUUUAAUGAAUAUGAAUUAUUUUCAGUAUUUUUUACAGUCACAUAUGGAGUUUUUUUUUUGUUUUUGUUUUUGUUUUUACCUUGUAUGUGUGAUCAUAGUUUAUUAUCACAACUUGAUUAAAGGUUGAACAUAGAAAUAAAAUGUUUUUGGUCGAGUAAACCCAAGCCUGAGUACUUUCAGCAGUAAGUAUUUGGAGGGAUGUUAAGGAGUUUAUCUACACGCUUCAGUCAUACAAUUAACCAGUGAUUUUUAUCAGUUAAAAUGUGUCUUUCGGACAAAGCAUGUAUUUCUAAGACAAACAUUUAUUACUCAAAUUGGAACAGUCAUCAUGAAUUCUGUGUUUCAACAGACUGUAAAUACUUCCAUAUUAUUUCCAUGUAAGGUUUUAGACACAAAUGAUCUAAACUCGUUCUGCGUGAUGUGAUUCAACUUCACAAUGGCUGAAAAAUAACUCAAUAUUUUGUGACUUUACUUUUUUUAAUUUAUAAACUCCAGUUGAAGUAACGUGGGGAAAAUGUAUCGAUAAACUAUGGUAAUGUGAAAGUUAUUCCUUUAUAUGUUUUAAGCUUUGCUAUCCGUCUAAAUUCUUCCCAUACAAUGAAAAAAUUUACACGUGAAUAAGAUAGUGUUGUAUAGGAAGAUGUGAUGUGACAUGGUCAUGUUUUUAAGAUAUUUUAAACUUUUAGGAUAAUAAACCUUUUUUUAAAUUAAAUUUUGUUGUUGGAGGUUUUUUUUAAUACAUGA